ACAUCUCAAGAGUCACAAACCAUAUAUAUUCUCAUAAUGAGAUGAAAAAAUAACAUCGUUUGAAUAUUUUAUAAAUCUUGACUAGACUUCCGUUUUUUUAUUACUAACUUAUCUUUGACUAGACUCUGAAGCCUACUUAUUUAUUUUUUUUUUUUUGUAAAUUGCAAUAAAUCUAUAUCAUCCACAUCGUUUUCCAAUAUUAUAUAAUUCCUAUGUCCAUGGAGUUUCCACACCAAACCUCCCAAGCAUUCAACCCAAAAAAAAAGGGAAGGAAAACACUCCCAAGCCAUAACCAUGACUGCAAAUCAUUCUCAUCAUCAUAAUGAGAAGCUACAAUUGGUCUUCAUCUCCUACCCUGGAAUCGGAAACUUGGUCCCAACAGUUGAGUUCGCUCAACACCUACUUAACCAUCACCCGCAAUUCUCUGUCACCAUUCUUCUCAUAAACAAGCACCGUAGGCCCAUCGUCGACACUUACUCCCAAUCAAUCUCUGCCACCUCAACAAACAUCCGAUUCAUCCACCUCCCCACUGUACACCCUCCCUCACACGAUCAGUUCCAAUCUUCCUUUGGCUACGUGUGUCUUCUCAUCCACAACCACAAGCCCCAAGUUAAGAGCGCAAUCGCCGACCUCAUUGGAACUGAGUCGCCCUCCGAUUCACCGGCCCGAGUCGCCGCCGUAUUCGUCGACAUGUUCUGCACCUCCAUGAUCGAUGUUGCCAACGAGUUGGGUGUUCCUUGCUACCUUUUCUUCCAGUCUCCGGCGUCUUUCUUAGGCUUCAUGAUUGACCUUCCGGAUCUUGAUCCCAAACUCGUCACUGGGUUUUCGGACUCCGACACCGAGUUGAGCAUUCGGAGUUUUCGAAAUCCGAUGCGUCAACGUAUGUUGCCAAACGCGGUGUUAAAGGGACAGGAUGGGUACUCUUGGCAUGUAUACCAUGGGAAAAGGUACAUGGAAACCAAGGGUAUUGUUGUAAAUACAUUCCGAGAGCUGGAAUCCUAUGCGAUAAAUUCCCUCUCUUUGGGUGGUGUACCAAAAGUUUACCCAAUUGGGCCGAUUAUUGACCUUAACGGGCCAUCUCAGUGGCAUCCUGAUCGAGCCCAUUACGAAACUGCAGUGAAGUGGCUUGACAGCCAACCGAAUUCAUCUGUUGUAUUCUUGUGCUUUGGUAGCAUGGGAAGUCUUAGUGGGCCACAGGUGAGGGAGAUAGCACUUGGGCUUGAACGGGCUGGGUUCCGAUUCCUGUGGUCGUUGCGCGAGCCACCCAAAACACAACUGGAUCUUCCAACGGACUACGUGGAUUUGAACGAAGCUGCACUACCACUACCAGAUGGGUUCCUAGAACGAACGGCUGGGAUGGGUUUGGUGUGUGGAUGGGUUCCACAAGUGACGAUCCUGGCCCACCAAGCGAUCGGAGGAUUCGUGUCACACUGCGGUUGGAACUCGAUUUUGGAGAGCUUAUGGUACGGUGUACCAAUUGCCACGUGGCCUAUCUACGCAGAGCAACAAUUGAAUGCUUUAGAAAUGGUAAAGGAAUUGGGAUUGGCAGUGGAGCUGAGAUUGGAUUAUAGAGAGGGAAGAGAUGAUCUGAUACCAGCGGAGGAGUUGGAGAGAGGAAUCAAAGGGUUGAUGAAGGAUGAUGCAAGAGUGAGAGAAAAGGUAAAAGAAAUGAGAGAGAAAAGCAGGAUGACACUGAUGGAAAAUGGAUCUUCGCUUCAGUACUUGGGAGCAUUGGUUAAGGAUUUAAUGUCUAAUAUUUAAAAUUAUGCAAUAUAGUAUUUGUGUUAUAAAGCGUGUCAAACACUAGAAUAUAGAAUAGGUCCAUUUGCAUUUUGCAGUCUUGCAGUAACUACAAUUUGUAUCUUGUUAUUUAUUUAUCUUUAUUUUAUUGUAAUCAUCUAUUUAUAGAAGGGUUUAUAAAUAAGAUCCUAGUCCAUAAUACUUCCAUUGCUGGUGGAAUAUAUUGAAGAAUAUAUAUAUAAUAACUCUUUCCUCCCUUGAUCUCCUUUUCUUU
Ziziphus jujuba (common jujube) is the source of this 2014-nucleotide messenger RNA. RefSeq names its product UDP-glycosyltransferase 43. The transcript has a single exon. Lineage: Eukaryota; Viridiplantae; Streptophyta; Magnoliopsida; Rosales; Rhamnaceae. Bases 295 to 1761 code for a protein of 488 amino acids. Gene Ontology annotation, molecular function: UDP-glycosyltransferase activity. The record is from RefSeq and is a predicted model, not a curated record.